AAAAAUCCAGGAAAAUGCAUUUCAUCAUACGGUCGUGGUGAUGUAAAAUGCACUCUUAUUAAGCCAUAAGUCAAAAGCGGGGUCAACAGUUCCUCGUCUCUUAUUGAUAACACUGACCACAGCCCGCUUUCCGAUUCACAGUGCCUGGCCAAAUAUUGUUCAUUGCUUCUUCUCAUCAAGCUCUAUUCAUGGAGGGAACUGCGUUUAGUUGAGCCCUAAUGAUCACAAUCUUUAAAAAAAAAACCAGUUUUUUGAUAGAAAAGAAGCAGUUGUUUGAUUGGAGAAAGUAGCUUUAAACCCACGUUUCAAGUUCUUGGGAGGGAGAACAUUUUCGAUGACCUUCAGCAAACUGCUUGUUCUCUUCAAGCAUAGUUUCAAUUCAACUAAAAAGUACGAACUAGGCUAUCUCAGAUACAAGUAAAACAUUGUCCUUUGAGCGGUGAGGGCCUAAUUUCAAGUCUGUUCUCCAAGUAAAACCAUGUUUGGACUGCUCCUUCUAUUCUGCGCUAUUUUAUUUCUCUACAAGUUCUGGUAUUUGAAGACCAAAAUCCCAUCUAAUUUCCCACCGGGUCCUUACGGUUGGCCUUUGAUAGGCUACUAUCCCGUGGUCAAGGAUUCCAAUCUGAGCAAUGGUCUCAUGGAACUCCAACGAACCUAUGGACCGGUAUUCAGUGUCAAUUUGGGACCUUCAGAACGCUACGUCAUCAUCGGAGACCAUGACAUCCUGGAGGAGGCCUUCAAGGGUUACAGUCUCACGCCCAGACCGAGUUUGAUCCAAUGGUUCAAUGAAUACAUCCGAUAUGGCGAUGGACACGAGCAUUCAAGAGGUUUGAUCUUCUCCAAGGGAGAGGAAUGGCAAGAGCAGCGCAGAUUUACCUUGAGAAAUCUCCGGGACUUUGGCUUUGGAAAGUCUGGUAUGGAGUCUCUUAUCAAGAUGGAGGUUGAGGAAUUGCUAGAGGUCAUGGAAACCGAGGUGGGAACGGAUGUGCCUUUCAACGUCAAUUUCUAUGCCUCAGUCAUCAAUGCACUUUGGACCAUAUUAAACGGAGACCGAGUUGGUUUGAACGAUCCCACCUUGCAAGAAGUGAUUCGUUACGUGAAUGAUAUGGUAUCUCAAGACAUGAAUAGUCUGAUCAAUGUUUUCCCGGCAGCCCGUCAUAUUUCCAAAGAAUGGAGUGGCUUCAACGAGUCGUUGAAACCGGCCUAUAAAUUUCUUGCAUACAUCAAGAACACCAUUAGCGAACAUAAAAAGACUCAUGAUCCAAACUCUGAGGCACGGGAUUUCAUUGAUGUCGUGUUGAAUAAGAUCCACGAAAGUCAGGAUAAUCCGAAAAGUAGCUUCCACGGCGAGCUUGGUCUUCAAAAUCUCGAGGCCGGGGUGCUGGAUCUUUUCAUCGCCGGGAUUGAGACCACUUCCACGGCCUUGGUGUGGAGCUUUUUGAUCUUAGUGACCUAUCCGGAGAUUCAAGAGCGGUUGUAUCGAGAGAUCCAGGAAACCGUGGGUUCUGAUCGACUCCCAACAAUGGAUGAUAAACCAAAAAUGCCUUUUACUGAGGCUGUUAUGCAAGAAAUCUUAAGGUUUUCAUGCAUUGCUCCUUUAGGCAUCUUUCGUGAGGCAGAUCGUGAUAUGAAAGUGGGCGAUUAUUAUCUGCCCAAAGGAACAGUUGUAUUUUCUCAUUUGUAUGCCAUUGUCAAUGAUCCGAAAGUGUUUCCUAAUCCCGAGAAGUUCGAUCCAACCCGGUUUUUAGAUGAGAAAGGCCAAUUCAAGCGAAAUGACAAGAACAUCGUUUUCAGCACAGGAAAACGAGACUGCUUGGGAAAGACGUUGGCCAUUGCUGAAUUAUUCCUAUUUUUGACUGGAUUGAUCCAAACGUAUCAAUUCCUGCCGUCAUCCGAAGGGAGUCUUCCGUCUUUGGAAUGCGUUUAUGGAUUCACGCGUCAUCCACAGAAAUUUUCCCUUCAAUUUAAGAAGCGUACCAAGUCUUCAGCUUAUUAAAUUGGUUACCAAAACCGAGUUCGUUGGAUUCUAGCAUUGCCAUGUCUCAAGAGUUUGAGCAAGUAAGCUCUAUCCAUACUUCCUCAAACGGACUUUCAGAGUCCGAUUUUGGUACUUUAGUCACGUGAUUGCAAAAACGUGGCUUUACGUUUGAUGGAUGGUUUUGAUGCACGCCUCAACAGUUUUCAUGAAGCCCCACCUUUAUUACUUUCAAUAUAACACGACGAAGCCAAACCAGCCACAGGCUAAAAGGAACCGAGGGGUCAAUAACUUGUUCCUUGAUUAUAGACAAUUAUUUUGUUUAAAGCUGAAUAUGGCAUGUUCAGUUUCAUGCAUGUGUAUAUGCACAAGAACCAUACAAUUAAGCCCUGUGGACUUAUGAAAAGGGUUUUGCUCACCUGGUUCCUAAUGGUGCGUCUACACGACAAAUAAUUCGGCAAAUAAUUAGCCAUUUCACAAACAUUGUUUGCCAUUUCACAAGUAUUUCACAAACAUUUCUCGAUUUGAACAUGUUUAAAGUUUGUUUGCCCAAGAGCAAAUAUUUCAUGGACGACACCAUCCUCCCCAGCCCUUCCAACCAAGGUGUCCAUUUUCAGUAAUUAUGGAACUUGACUCAUUCGAUCCAUGAUGGUUUAUAAUAAAGAAAAAUGUAUUGAUUGUGGUUCAUUUUGACGCAAGAUAACCCCAACUUGGAGUAUGAAGGGGCCUGGAAUUGUCAAUCAAUGUUCAAAGUCAUCAGAUCUCAUCCCGUCCCCUCUUCAUUCAAUAGCCACACUUCCAUCUCCUAUCGACGAUUGAACGAUGAUCGAACAAUCGAUCGAUCGAUCGAUCAAGCAACCAACAUAUCACCUAUUCUCCGGAAUCCGGAUUCAUCUCCUCCCGUCCAGACAUGUAAGUGUCGACCCAAGAAAACCCACCUACCCCGGGCCUGUCCUCGGGCUCAGCCCGGUCACGGACCCGGACCCGGCCAUGGUCCCGGUCCCUUCAUUUACAUCCGUCUUCUGUGAGCAAGACUUGAGCGAGCCACCCCAAAGCUAGAUACAUGGAUUCCUUGACCUCGUCCAAAGAAGACUGAUCCGAUUCAAGUUGGAUCAGAUCAUCAGAGACAACGGAAUCAUCGGCCAUCGGCCCAUACCUGGAGGUUCUUGGCCGGUUAUUAGUCAGCCCUCGGCCGACACACAAGCCCAUGAUUGGUCCUCUACGUACACCCUUGAGACCCCAGCAGCCAGACCAGCCAGCUACUUUUGGCUGCUCUUUCGUCCAUUUCCCGCCCGCCAAUUUUAGCAAUUUUGGCCAUGAAAGCCAGAUCAGUCGGAUCUCAACGGAUCGAGUCCUACCCACUGACUCAUUACUUUAAAGCUGCCCAUGGCCAUCACCGUCCCUGUGAAAUUCCGUCUGUUCUUGUGUGUGGGUCCUUAUUUGUUCU
Tigriopus californicus is the source of this 3422-nucleotide messenger RNA. Its product is annotated as cytochrome P450 2C31-like. The record is from RefSeq and is a predicted model, not a curated record. Gene Ontology annotation, molecular function: monooxygenase activity; oxidoreductase activity, acting on paired donors, with incorporation or reduction of molecular oxygen; iron ion binding. Bases 479 to 1996 code for a protein of 505 amino acids. The transcript is spliced from 2 exons. NCBI's taxonomy places the organism in Eukaryota, Metazoa, Arthropoda, Copepoda, Harpacticoida, Harpacticidae.